AUGAAAAGGCAAAACCAAAGCUCUGUAGUUGAAUUUAUCCUUUUGGGAUUUUCUAACUUUCCUGAACUCCAGGAGCUGAUCUUUGGGGUUUUCUUGGUUAUUUAUCUUGUGACACUUACAGGAAAUAUGAUCAUUAUUAGUGUCAUCUCCCUGGACCAGAGCCUUCAGGUUCCCAUGUACCUGUUCCUUCAGAACUUAUCCAUAGUGGAAGUGAGUUUCAGUGCAGUCAUUACACCUAAAAUGCUGGUGGUUCUUUCAACGGACAAAGCGACUAUUUCUUUUGCUGGCUGUUUUGCACAGAUGUAUUUCAUUAUUCUUUUUGGUGGGACUGAAUGCUUUCUUCUGGGUGCAAUGGCAUAUGACCGAUUUAUUGCAAUCUGCCAUCCUCUUAACUAUCCAAUGAUUAUGACCAAAAUGCUCUUUAUGAAGUUAGUAAUGUUCUCAUGGACUUCAUGGAUCCUGGUGGCUACUGCACAAUCCAUCUGGGUGUUUAGUUUCCCCUUUUGUGGUUCCAAUGAAAUUAAUCAUCUUUUCUGUGAAACU
This is a messenger RNA of Chrysochloris asiatica (Cape golden mole), 543 nucleotides long. RefSeq names its product olfactory receptor 10A3-like. NCBI's taxonomy places the organism in Eukaryota, Metazoa, Chordata, Mammalia, Afrosoricida, Chrysochloridae. The annotation marks the transcript as partial. Gene Ontology annotation, molecular function: G protein-coupled receptor activity; olfactory receptor activity. Gene Ontology annotation, biological process: G protein-coupled receptor signaling pathway. Gene Ontology annotation, cellular component: membrane. The record is from RefSeq and is a predicted model, not a curated record. The transcript has a single exon.